AUGCUUGCUUGCUUGGGGAGAAGAAAAUGGAGGAGAUUGUCGACGGGGACUCUAAAAGCAACCUGGAAAUCGGUCAACGGGGAGGACGCAAGUAGCAGCAGAGGAAGAAUCGCGCGAGGAGUAAGCAGUGGAGCGGAAACGAUAGCUAAAGAGAGAGUUGACACCGUCGUGAUCGGUGCCGGAGUCGUGGGUUUAGCGGUGGCGCGUGAGCUCAGCAUCCGCGGAAGAGAGGUGCUGAUCCUCGACGCCGCCUCAUCGUUCGGCACCGUUACGAGUUCCCGAAACAGCGAGGUCGUCCACGCCGGAAUCUAUUAUCCACCAAACUCUCUAAAGGCCAAGUUAUGUGUAAGAGGAAGGGAAUUGCUGUAUAGGUAUUGCUCUGAACAUGAAAUCCCUCACAGGAAGAUUGGUAAGCUAAUCGUUGCCACAGGAUCCUCUGAGAUACCGAAAUUGGAUCUGCUGAUGCAUCUUGGAACUCAGAAUCGAGUCUCGGGUCUAAGGAUGAUGGAAGGCUUUGAAGCAAUGAGGAUGGAGCCGCAUCUUCGAUGUGUUAAAGCAUUGCUCUCUCCUGAAUCUGGAAUCCUCGAUACACAUUCCUUCAUGCUAUCUUUAGUGGGACAAGCAGAAAACAGCCACGCAACUUUCUCAUACAAUACAGUGGUUUUAAGCGGUCGUGUUGAAGAAGAGAAGAUGCGUUUGUUUGUUGCUGAAAUCGGAUCAUUUGUAGCACAGCUUGAGCUAAUCCCUAAUCUCGUUGUUAACUCUGCGGGGUUAGCUGCUCAAGCUCUAGCAAAGAGUUUCCAUGGCUUAGAUCGUCGAUUCAUUCCUUCGUCUCACUAUGCUCGUGGAUGCUACUUUACCCUAUCGGGUAUAAAGUCUCCACCUUUCAAUAGCCUUGUGUAUCCUAUACCUGAGGAAGGAGGUCUUGGUGUCCAUGUCACUGUUGAUUUGAACGGACUUGUCAAGUUUGGUCCUGAUGUUGAAUGGAUUGAAUGCAAAGACGAGAGAUCAAGCUUCCUCAACAAAUUUGAUUAUCGUGUAAACCCACAACGAGCGGAGAAAUUCUACCCGGAGAUCAGAAAGUACUAUCCGGAUCUCAAAGAUGGAUCGUUGGAACCCGGUUAUUCAGGCAUUCGUCCCAAGCUUUCUGGACCAAAACAGCCUCCCGCAGAUUUUAUCAUACAGGGAGAAGAGACUCAUGGAGUUCCUGGUCUUGUGAAUCUCUUUGGCAUCGAAUCGCCUGGUUUAACCUCAAGCCUGGCUAUUGCAGAACAUAUAGCAAACAAGUUCUUAAGAUGA
This is a messenger RNA of Thlaspi arvense, 1299 nucleotides long. Lineage: Eukaryota; Viridiplantae; Streptophyta; Magnoliopsida; Brassicales; Brassicaceae. The record is from the annotation of a GenBank genome assembly.